Molecule: messenger RNA, 6018 nt
Organism: Entelurus aequoreus (snake pipefish)
Lineage: Eukaryota; Metazoa; Chordata; Actinopteri; Syngnathiformes; Syngnathidae
Gene: nol8
Product: nucleolar protein 8
Exons: 18
Coding region: 165-5018 (1617 amino acids)
Molecular function (GO): RNA binding
Source: RefSeq, a predicted model, not a curated record
GUUCUGUUUAUUUCUCAAAAUCACCAAAGACGAGCGGAACUUUUGAAUUGCGCAGAAACAAAUAGCGGACCGUAAUGACGCGAGGACUGUGUUGUCGAUCACAUUUAAAAGUAACACCAGCUGGAUCCAUGUGAGGCAGUGACAGCGCUGCGUUGGCCACUGAGAUGCAGCGGCUGUAUGUCGGUGGGUUGAGCCACACGAUCACCCAGAAAGAUCUGAAGGAUCGAUUUGGAAAGUUUGGAGGCGUGGAGGAUGUGGAGCUCCGGACAAGGAAGGAUGAUGACGGUGUUCCCUACAAAACAUUUGCGUAUAUCAACAUCAAGAUUUCUGACACAGAUCUGAAGAAGUGUAUGACAGUGUUGAACAAGUCCAAAUGGAAAGGAGGAACUUUGCAGAUUGAACCAGCGAAGGAGAGCUUUCUGCACAGACUGGCUCAGGAGAGGCAGGCGGAGUUGCAACGCCCCCAACAGCCUGCAGAUUGCCCCCAUACACAGAAGGUGCUGGAGUCGCUCAGCCAAGCCGGUGUGGACAACUUCACCAUGAAGGCUGCAGUGCCUGGGACAGAAAUACCAGGACACAAGGACUGGGUGGUCAGUAAAUUUGGACGAGUCCUCCCCGUCAUGCAGCUCAAGUGUCAAAGAGGAAACAAAUCUCGAACGCUCAAGUAUGACCCGUCCAAGUACUGCCACAACAUCCGCAGGUUGGCCCUGCCUGACGUAGACCACCCCACCCCCGUCACCCAGCUUACCUGGGAGGUUGACGGGGGAGACGAUGACAUCAGCAGGAAGAGGCGGGGCGAGUUCCCGGCGUACAAGUCGCCGAGACCCAAGAAAAGUCGGACGGAUGCGGUCGUCUCCCAUAAAGCUGUGAGCACAAGCAGACCAGCUCAGCCUUUCGUCACCCAAUCAGAGACUCAUCAGCUGACCAACGGAUUUAAGGCGGUAAGCAAUCCCAGGCCGCCUCAGAAGAGAGGUCCGCGUUUUGCGGACAGUGAUGUGGACUCCGAUGAGGAGAUACGUCAUCUGGUGGCGGUUCAGCAGCCUUCCCAUGAUGCAGUGGGGCCGGACGGGCAGGAUGAUAUCCUGGAAGUGGUCGGCUGUGAUUACUUAAACUUCCAGAAGCAGCAGAAGCAUGCAGGCAGGCCGCUCAAAGAGGAGGAGGAUUACGACUCUGCUGACACAGAUGAACUCUUCGCUUCAAGGAAACCAACAGAGAAACUUCCUCAGCCAAAUGCUGACAACAUUUCAGGAAGGACGGAGGAAAAGAAGAAAAAAGCGAAGAGGAAAACAACAACGGGAGUGGAAGAGGACUCUCGUGGAAAGGCCGAGUUUGCGCAGCGGAGGCAGAAACAAAAGCUGAACAGCAGCUCUGUGAAUCCUACGGAGACGACCGAAGACGAGGACUCUGAUGAUUCAGAUUCAGAUUAUGAGGCCAUGUUUUCCAACGCCACCCAUCUGGAGAUCUCCCUGGCUGAUCUUCAGAAAAUAGCGGAGGAAUUCCAAGAGACGCCCGACACUCCAAUUCCCGCCGCAAAACUCACGCCUGCAAAGGGACAUGUCCCUAAGAAAGGCAUCUUGCCCGAAGAGAUCCUCGCCUCGCUUCUGAGGGGGCACAGUAGCGAUGACGAACAGAAGACGAAAAAAAAGACGGCUUUGCCAGCCUUUCAGGGAACAAGAACGCUGAAUUCGGGAUCCCAAACCGACGAGUGUCGCAGCACGAUUACAAAAACACCUGAUCCUAAAGACGUGUCUGAAAGUUCUGAAUUGGACUCUGAGCUGGGUGAGGAUUCCAAAGACUUUAAUACUCCAAAAGUUUUACAAACUAAGACCUGUUCCACCUCUGAUGAGGACGAAGAAGACGAUGAGAUGAUGAAGACCUGUUUGUCUAUUCAGUCCUCUUCAUCCUCUGCGGAGGAUGCUGUGAACGCCUCGUCAUCCUCUGCUUCACACAGCGAGGAGGAUGAGGAGGAGGACGAGGAGGAGGAAGAUGCGUCUCAGGAGGAAGAGGAGCGACAGAGGAAGGACAACACGAGGAGGCCGGCUGCAGUGGACUCUGAAGUAGAGCUGGGCGAGGAGGACAAAGCCUUUAAUACUCCAAAAGUUUUACGGACUAAGGUUUGUGCACCACCAAAGCAAACGGAGACCUGUUCCACCUCGGGUGAGGACGAAGGAGACAGUGAGAUUCAGUCCUCUGCGGAAGAUUCUGUGAAAGCCUCGCCAUCCUCUGCUUCACACAGCGAGGAGGAGGAGGAGGAAGAGGAGGAGCGACGGACAAAGGACAACACGAGGAGGCCGGCUGAAGUGGACUCUGAAGUAGACCUGGGAGAGGAAGACAAAGCCUUUAAUGCUCCCAAAGUUUUACAAAAAGCGUCAACUAAAGUCUGUGCACUUUCAAAGCAAACUGAGACCUGUUCCACCUCUGGUGAGGACGACGAAGACAAUGAGAUUCAGUCCUCUUCAUCCUCUGCGGAAGAUUCUGUGAAAGCAUCGUCAUCCUCUGCUUCACACAGCGAUCAGGAGGAAGUUGCGCCUCGUCCCCGGCUAAGUGCACAGAAGAAAGAGGAGCGACAGAGAAAGGACAACACAAGGAGGCCGGCUGCAGUGGACUCUGAAGUAAAGCUGGGCGAGGAGGACAAAGCCUUUAAUACUCCCAAAGUUUUACGGACUAAGGUUUGUGCACCAUCAAAGCAAACGGAGACCUGUUCCAUCUCGGGUGAGGACGAAGAAGACAGUGAGAUUCCGUCCUCUUCGUCCUCUGCGGAAGAUGCUGUGAAAGCCUUGCCAUCGUCUGCUUCAAACAGGAGGAGGCCGGCUGCAGUGGACUCUGAAGUAGACCUGGGCAAGGAAGACAAAGCCUUUAAUACUCCCAAAGGUUUACAAAAAGCGUCAACUAAAGUUUGUGCACUUUCAAAGCAAACUGAGACCUGUUCCACCUCUAGUGAGGAAGAAGAAGACAAUGAGAUUCAGUCCUCUUCGUCCUCUGCGGAAGAUGCUGUGAAAGAAUCGUCGUCGUCUGCUUCACACAGCGAGGAUGAGGAGGAGGAGGACGAAGUUGCGUCUCGUCCCCGACUAAGCGCACAGAAGAAAGAGGAGCGACAGAGAAAGGACAACACAAGGAGGCCGGCUGCAGUGGACUCUGAAGUAGAGCUGGGUGAGGAGGACAAAGCCUUUAAUACUCCCAAAGUUUUACGGACUAAGGUUUGUGAACCAUCAAAGCAAACGGAGACCUGUUCCACCUCGGGUGAGGACGAAGAAGACAGUGAGAUUCCGUCCUCUGCGGAAGAUGCUGUGAAAGCCUCGCCAUCGUCUGCUUCAAACAGGAGGAGGCCGGCUGCAGUGGACUCUGAAGUAGACCUGGGCAAGGAUGACAAAGCCUUUAAUGCUCCCAAAGGUUUACAAAAAGCGUCAACUAAAGUUUGUGCACUUUCAAAGCAAACUGAGAGCUGUUCCACCUCUGGUGAGGACGAAGAAGACAAUGAGAUUCAGUCCUCUUCGUCGUCGUCGUCUGCUUCACACAGCGAGGAGGAGGAAGAGGAGGAGGUGGAAGUUGCGCCUCGUCCCCGGUUAAGUGCUCAGGAGGAAGAGGAGCGACAUAGAAAGGACAACACGAGGAGGCUGGCUGCGGUGCAGCAGAGGCAGAAGGAAGCUGAAGAACUCAAGAAGCUGAUCCAGGGGGCGCUAGCUAAUGUGGACGCUAAGCCUCAAAGAACAGGAAAACACAUCGUCUUUGACUCUGAUGCUGACGACGACGAUGAUGAUGAUGAUGAUGAUGAUGAUGAGCAGGGAGCGGUCGCAGCCUCGCAGAAGUCGCUGCUCCAAAACAGCCAAUCCGAGGACAAGGCCUCAGGCGAGGAAGAGGCAGCAGCCAAUAACUGCCACCCAAUCAAAGAGAAGGGGCAUCUGAAAAAAUCGGGCCCUCAGUUGUUCAGCAGCAGUGAAGAUGAGGAUGAGGACGGGGAUGAAGAGGAGGAUCAGAACAGGUUUGACGUCAGGCCUCAGUUCGAGGGUCCAGCUGGACAAAAGCUGAUGGAGCUGCAGUCUCGCUUUGGGACGGACGAGCGUUUUCGGAUGGACUCUCGCUUCCUGGAAGAGGAGGUCGAGGAGGACGCCGACAUGGUGGAAUCAGCGACCGUUGAAGUCUCGGAGGAGAAGACGAGCUUGGCCGCCGAUGACGACCAGGCUCUGCAGGAGGAGAAGAAGAGGAACAUGUCCAUCCUGCACAACGUUCUCGGACUUCAUCCCCCCACCGGCAAGACGGCUGGCAAAGCCAAGACCUUCAGAGACGUGUCGGCGCUUCACUACGACCCCAGCAAAGAGGAACACGCCGCCUUUGAGACCAAAACAGAACGUAUCAAGAAGAACAGCAAGUCGGCCCGGAGGAAGAAGAGGGAAGAGGCUCAGAAGCUUCCAGAAGUUUCCAAGGAGAUCUUCUACGACGUGACCGGUGACCUGAAGGCCAUGUUCGGUCAGACGAACGAUGCAGAGGAAGUGAAGACGAACUGGGACCAAGUCGAGGAAGAUGUCGGUGGUGGAGGAGAGGAUCCAGAGCAGCCCGCACCUGUGACAUCUUUGGUCCUAACGGAUGCCAGCGCAGGAACAGAGGACCCUUCCGGAUUUACCUUCUCCUUCUUCGGCAACGACUUAGAGACAGAAAGUGAACACCCAGUGCCAGCUGAGUAUAAGGUGGAGAGCAUCCAGGCUGCAAAGGUGUCAUGGCAACAAGACCCCCACUUACAAGACAGCAGCUCAGAGGAGGAGGCGGUGGAGGAGGCAGAAGAAAAGGAGAAAAGCAUCCCUGUACCUAAAAUCACUCAAGAGGAAGCUCCUCCCAUGAAGGACAUGUUCUUCUUCCACCUCAACGACAGCAGAUUGUUAGAGGGCCCGCAGUGGUUCUGUCGUUCCGCCGAGCUGGACCAGGAGAGAGAGCAGUGGCAAGAGCGGGCAAUGGUGCUUAAAGAGGAGUGCCGCAAGAAACACAAGAAUGCACUCAGGAAGCUCAAACCUCACCAAAGGAGAUGAGGUUUUUUUUCUGGUGUUUCUGCCCGAACACAACUUGAGAAUCAUGAAACCGGAGUUGACAAAUUUUGUUUUUAGAUAUAUACCGUCUCUUUUGGGCUAUAGAGAGCAACUAAAUACAAGCCACACCCAUCUCAUUUUUGGACAAAUUUUAUUUUGUGCAUAUAUUAGCCGCACAAGUCUAUUAGCCGCAGGUGUACACAUUGAAACAUGAAAUAUUUACACAGGCACUUAUGUUCAUUCACAUUUUUUACAAAAGACAGUGCCUGUCACAAGGAGAGGUCAUUCAGGACGGUCUUUGUCCUCCUCUUCCAGCGCGCUCAAACCGCCCAAGUCGUCUUAUUUGGCUUGUAUUGUCAUUUUUUCAGCACGAUGAGGGUGAGUCCUUAACGCCCCAAAUGGCCGACUGAAUGAUUGUGUUUUAUUUAAUCUGAACAUUUUCACUGGUCCACCGCAUUGGUCUGAUGUGACGAGGCUAAAUUUAUUGGCGGCAAGUGAAUCUCAGGAACCCGUAAAAUUCCAUAUGAUUUAAGCGCGGGAAAAGGUGAGCGGCUUAAAGUCUGCAAAUUACGGUAAAUGCUAUAAUUUUGGGGGUUUCAUGAGGAUCCUUCUGAGAAAAACACCCACAAAGAACACAAACUUCCUUUCUGAGCUCAUGAAAUGAUAAAAUAAAUAUUAUAUAAUAUGUGACAACAUUUUCAUAAGCCUGUUAAUUUAUCUUUUAACCGUUUUUUGUACCCUUUAUUUCUUCUCCAUUGUCAGAAUUUCAACCAUAAUCUUUACUUUGUUUGUGCCAUCAUACUUGAUAACUAGCAAGUUAGCUUGCUUGCGUCUCACAUCAUGUCAAUAAAAAUAAAAGAUUGAAAUGUUUCUGAUUAUAUUGAUGUUUUUGUAUGCAUUUAAAAAAAAAUAAUGGGUAAGGGCUGAUCAUUUUCCUGGACUUUUGUCAAGCAUACUCUACGAUGUGAAUAAACUAGUGCUGUCAAAAAUAACGAGUUAACUC